AUGGAGCCCCACAAGUCCCACCUUGGUCUAGUCUUCUCUGUCUUCAGCCUGGACCUUCUGUUCCUGCUCCCCUUUCUUCCAGGGUGCCUGGGAGCUGAGGGCAGGCUGGCUCACAAGCUAUUCCGGGACCUCUUCGCCAACUACACAAGUGCCCUAAGGCCUGUGGCAGACACGGACCAGGCUCUGAAUGUGACCCUGGAAGUGACAUUGUCUCAGAUCAUCGACAUGGAUGAGCGGAACCAGGUGCUGACCCUGUACCUGUGGAUCCGCCAGGAGUGGACAGAUGCGUAUCUCCAGUGGGACCCCGAUGCUUAUGGAGGCUUGGAUGUCAUCCACAUCCCCAGCACUCUCGUUUGGCGGCCGGAUAUCGUCCUCUAUAACAAGGCGGACGCGCAGCCCCCGGACACAGAGCGCACCCAUGUGGUGCUGCGCCACGACGGAGCGGUGCGUUGGGACGCGCCGGCCAUCACGCGCAGCUCCUGCCGCGUGGACGUGUCCGCCUUCCCGUUCGACGCGCAGCGCUGCGGCCUGACGUUCGGCUCCUGGACGCACGGCGGCCACCAGCUGGACGUGCGGCCGCGUGGCGAGGCGGCCAGCCUGGCCGACUUCGUGGAGAACGUGGAGUGGCGCGUGCUGGGCAUGCCGGCGCGGCGGCGCGUGCUCACCUACGGCUGCUGCUCCGAGCCCUACCCCGACGUGACGUUCACGUUGCUGCUGCAGCGCAGGGCCGCGGCCUACGUGUGCAACCUGCUGCUGCCCUGCGUGCUCAUCUCGCUGCUCGCACCGCUGGCCUUCCACCUGCCCGCAGACUCCGGAGAGAAGGUGUCGCUCGGAGUCACCGUGCUGCUGGCGCUCACUGUCUUCCAACUGAUCCUGGCAGAGAGCAUGCCCCCAGCCGAGAGUGUCCCGCUCAUAGGAAAGUACUAUAUGGCCACGAUGACCAUGGUCACCUUCUCCACGGCACUCACCAUCCUCAUCAUGAACCUGCAUUACUGCGGGCCCAGUGCCCGCCCCAUGCCCACCUGGGCUCGCGUCCUCCUGCUGGGACACCUUGCCCGAAGUCUAUGUGUACGGGAACGCGGGGAGCCCUGUGGGCAGUCUAGACCCCCAGAAUGUCCCCCCAGCCCCCAACCUCCUAGGAGAAGAGCCGGCCCCCCUGCAGGCCCUUGCCAUGAGCUGCAGUGUCUGUGCCGGCAGGAAGCCUUGUUGCACCAUGUGGCCACCAUUGCCAGUGCCUUCCGUAGCCACAGGGCGGCCCAGCGCCGCCUUGAGGAAUGGAAGCGCCUGGCUCGCGUGAUGGACCGCUUCUUCCUGGGCAUCUUCUUCUCCAUGGCCCUGGUCAUGAGUCUCCUGGUUCUGGUUCAGGCCCUGUGA
Messenger RNA from Suncus etruscus (white-toothed pygmy shrew), 1374 nucleotides. RefSeq names its product cholinergic receptor nicotinic alpha 10 subunit (gene CHRNA10). Gene Ontology annotation, biological process: monoatomic ion transmembrane transport; regulation of membrane potential; nervous system process. The record is from RefSeq and is a predicted model, not a curated record. Gene Ontology annotation, molecular function: acetylcholine-gated monoatomic cation-selective channel activity; transmembrane signaling receptor activity. NCBI's taxonomy places the organism in Eukaryota, Metazoa, Chordata, Mammalia, Eulipotyphla, Soricidae. Bases 1 to 1374 code for a protein of 457 amino acids. Gene Ontology annotation, cellular component: postsynaptic membrane; neuron projection; synapse. The transcript is spliced from 5 exons.